GGGCCGGCGGCUAUGCGCGGGCCGGAGCCAAAAGGAGAGCGAAACGGUGUGUGAUGUUUUCUUGCCAAUUUUGAGACAUAUUUUCCUGGUCUGGUCUGUCCCGGUGGUCUGAUGUCAAGUGGCUUCAACAGCGACGCGUCUCUGGAGGGUUGUUUCCGCGCAUUGGGAGUCCUAGUGAGCAUCGCACUUGCCCUGCUCCCUUUUCGCGCAAGCUUCACCUGGCGAGCACACGAUGCGGAUCUUUGUUCGCCGACCCUUCGGGGGAAACAGGCGACGCGGGGUCGUUAAAGAAGCUGUCAAUUUUGAAUUCCGAAUCCCACCGCCUCUCCUCACCAGACGCUGGUCGAGUCACCGUGUGUUGUCGUGCCAGGCGUUGCAGUCCAGCUUCCGGCCACGCAGUAUAAGAAGCGCACCAUAUGAGCCAACAGGCGUCCGCUCAUUCAGUCGAACACCCGCAAACAUGACGGCCACCAAAAUCGAUGGCAAAAUUAUUGCCCAAUCCAUUCGCGAACGCAUCUCCAGCGACAUUGCGCAGAAGCAGGCGAAGAACCCUCGCUACGAGCCCAGCCUCGUCAUCAUCCAGGUUGGCGACCGCGAGGACAGCUCCACCUAUGUGCGCAUGAAGCUCAAGGCUUCUGAAGAAGCCAACAUUGCAUGCAAGAUUGACAAGUACGAUGAGAGCAUUUCUCACUACGAGUUGCUGGAGAAGAUUGAACAAUACAACAAUGAUGCGUCAGUGCACGGCAUCUUGGUGCAACUGCCAUUGCCCAAGCACAUCAAUGAAUACGAGAUCACCUCGUCCGUCGCCGACGAGAAGGACGUCGACGGUUUUGGAGCAUUGAACAUUGGAGAGCUUGCCAAGAAGGGAGGCAAGCCAUUGUUCGUGCCAUGCACACCCAAGGGUGUCAUGGUGCUUCUGAAAGAGAGCGGAGUGGACGUGCGAGGCAAGAAUGCAGUCGUCAUUGGACGAUCGGAUAUCGUGGGUGCACCGGUCAGCUAUCUGCUCAGGAACGCCGACGCUACGGUGACUGUGUGCCACUCCAAGACCGCCAACCUCAAGGAGGUCGUCAAGCAAGGAGAUAUUGUGGUUGCUGCCAUUGGCAAGCCACACUUCGUCAAAGGCGACUGGCUCAAGCCAGGCGCAGUUGUCAUUGAUGUCGGCACCAACUCCAUCCCGGACGACACCAAGAAAUCAGGCCAACGCUUGGUCGGAGAUGUCGACUAUGACGCCGCAGUCGAGGUCGCGAGCCAGAUCACCCCAGUGCCCGGUGGUGUGGGACCAAUGACCAUUGCCAUGCUGCUGUCAAACGUGGUCGAUGCUGCUGAUGUCUCCUUUGACAGGCAAAAGUCACGCAAGAUUGCGCCUCUGCCACUCAAGCUUCAGCAACCUGUACCUUCAGAUAUUGCUGUCUCGAGAGCGCAGCAUCCGAAGCUCAUCAACAAGGUUGCCUCAGAGAUCGGUGUUGCACCGCACGAGCUCGAGCCAUAUGGCCACUACAAGGCCAAAAUUUCUUUGGACGUGCUGAAGCGUCUGGAACACCGCAAGAAUGGACGCUAUAUUCUCGUUGCCGGCAUCACCCCAACACCACUCGGUGAGGGCAAGAGCACGACCACAAUUGGCCUCACACAAGCGCUGGCUGGACAGCUUGGCCGGAUAGCAUUCGCCAACGUUCGUCAACCUUCGCAGGGUCCUACCUUCGGUAUCAAAGGUGGUGCUGCUGGAGGUGGCUACAGUCAGGUCAUUCCUAUGGACGAGUUCAACUUGCAUUUGACUGGAGACAUUCACGCUAUCACAGCUGCAAACAACUUGCUUGCCGCCGCUAUCGAUACUCGCAUGUUCCACGAGGCUACGCAAAGUGACAAGGCACUCUACAGCCGCUUGGUGCCAAAGAAGAAGGGCAAGCGAGAGUUUGUCCCAAUCAUGUACAAGCGCCUGGAGAAGCUCGGCAUUAACAAGACAAACCCAGAUGACCUUACCGACGAGGAGGUCACUCGCUUUGCUAGGCUCGACUUUGACCCAGAGACGAUCACCUGGAGACGUGUCCUGGAUGUGAAUGAUCGUCACCUCCGUGGCAUCACAAUUGGCCAGGCACCAACAGAGAGCAAGGGACAGCCUCGCGAGACUGGUUUUGACAUUUCUGUCGCGUCAGAGUGUAUGGCUGUCCUCGCUCUGUCGACUGACCUCGCCGAUCUGCGUGAGCGCCUUGGUCGCAUGGUCGUCGCAUCAUCAAAGGCUGGCGACCCAAUCACUGCUGACGACAUCGGCGUCAGCGGUGCUCUUGCUGUGCUGAUGAAGGAUGCCGUGAAGCCCAACUUGAUGCAGACAUUGGAAGGAACACCAGUGUUUGUGCACGCUGGACCAUUUGCCAACAUUUCCAUUGGCAACAGCUCCAUCAUCGCUGACCGUAUUGCUCUCAAGCUUGCCGGCACUGAGCCCGAUGAGGCUGCUGAACACAAUGACAAGGUUGGUUUCGUUGUCACCGAAGCCGGCUUCGACUUCACCAUGGGUGGCGAGCGCUUCAUGAACAUCAAGUGCCGCGCAUCAGGGCUUGUUCCAGAUGUCGUCGUUAUUGUGGCCACUGUGCGCGCGCUCAAGGUGCACGGAGGUGGCCCGGAGAUCAAGGCUGGCGCACAGCUUGACGAAGUCUACCGCACUGAGAAUGUCGAGAUCCUUCGCAAGGGUUGCACCAACCUCGCCAAGCACAUUCAGAAUGCGAAGGCGUACGGCGUCAAGGUUGUCGUUGCCAUCAACAAGUUCGAGACUGACACCGACGCUGAAGCUCAGGUCAUCCGUGAGGAGGCCAUCAAGGCUGGAGCCGAAGAUGCCAUUGUCGCAAAUCACUGGGCCGAAGGUGGCAAGGGAGCUGUCGACCUCGCAAACGGCGUCAUCAAGGCCGCCGAGCAGAGCGAGCCCGAGAAGUUCCAGCUUCUGUACCAGACCGAUGGAGGUUCUGUGCGAGAGCGCAUCGAAGCCAUCGCCAAGAACAUGUACGGCGCUGAUUCUGUCUCGUUCUCCGAGAUCGCCCAGAAGAAGGUCGACACAUACACACGACAAGGCUACGGCAACCUGCCAAUCUGUAUCGCCAAGACACAGUACUCCAUCUCGCAUGACCCCGCGCUCAAGGGUGCGCCAACUGGCUUCGAGGUUCCGAUCCGCGAUGUCCGCAUGGCAGCCGGUGCUGGCUAUCUCUAUGCCCUGGCAGCCGACAUCCAAACAAUCCCAGGUCUGCCUACCGCACCUGGCUACCUCAACGUCGACCUCGACGGCGAGACUGGCGAGAUUGAUGGGCUGUUCUAGGGUUGGGAAGUGUUUACCUGGGAUUGUCAGAGACACGGCGUUGGGCUUCGCCCUAGAUCUUGAUUUUCAAUGAUACCAUGCCAGCUGGUUCAUCACAGCGGCAAUGUUUUUCUCCGUGUGCGGCUAUCUCGACAGGAUAAAAAUCGGAUUAUUCUGGGACUACUUUUUGUCACUCAACGUGAUUUCAUAGCGCGGCGUUGGUGGUAGAAUUCUAGACAGUAUAUGUAAAAGAUAUGGGAAGGGGCAUCCCUGCCCAACUUUGAUUCUCGAACCCGCUCCGCUCCGCGGCAC
Messenger RNA from Cercospora beticola, 3589 nucleotides. Its product is annotated as C-1-tetrahydrofolate synthase. Lineage: Eukaryota; Fungi; Ascomycota; Dothideomycetes; Mycosphaerellales; Mycosphaerellaceae. The record is from RefSeq and is a predicted model, not a curated record. Gene Ontology annotation, biological process: tetrahydrofolate interconversion. Gene Ontology annotation, cellular component: cytosol. Gene Ontology annotation, molecular function: ATP binding; formate-tetrahydrofolate ligase activity; methylenetetrahydrofolate dehydrogenase (NADP+) activity.